Drosophila kikkawai is the source of this 1778-nucleotide messenger RNA. Its product is annotated as band 7 protein AGAP004871. Gene Ontology annotation, cellular component: plasma membrane. NCBI's taxonomy places the organism in Eukaryota, Metazoa, Arthropoda, Insecta, Diptera, Drosophilidae. The record is from RefSeq and is a predicted model, not a curated record.
UGGAAAUUUAUGUUACAAACAUCACAUAUAUUUUUAGGUUCACAGUUUCAAAUAAUUAUACGUUUUCAUUUCGUUAUGAGCAAUCGGAACGAAGUUAAGCCUCCCGCAGGUCCAGAACCAUCUAAGGCACCGCCAUUGGAAGGCCAAGGAGCUUCAGGCUUCCAAAGACCCUCCAAUAAUGACGGCGGCGGACGGAAGCCUCCACCUAGUCGUUACAUUCAGACCACCGAGGAGGAAAAGUCUUCGGUCUUCGAGAAGUGUGCCGUGUUCAUUUGCUGGAUCUUUGUAGUUCUCUUCUUCCCCUUGUCUCUGUGCUGUUGUAUCCUCGUUGUACCGGAGUACAUCCGCCUGAUCGUACUGCGAUUGGGUCGCCUUCGUAAGGGCGCUAAGGGUCCUGGACUGGUGUUUUUCCUCCCGUGCAUUGAUGGUGUCCAGGCGGUGGAUAUGCGUACCGAUGUCUAUAAAGUUUGGCCACAGGACGUGCUCACCAAGGACUCGGUGACGAUCACUGUAAACGCUGUCAUUUACUAUUGCAUUUAUGACGCCAUCGACUCGAUCAUCCAAGUGGACAACGUGAAAGAGGCCACCCUGAUGAUAGCCAAGGUAACACUGCGCAACAUUGUCGGCUCCAAGACGCUCAACGUUCUGCUGACCUCCAGACAGGCGCUCUCCCGUGAGAUCCAGGAGGCGGUCGCUGAGAUAACCGCCCGAUGGGGUGUGCGAAUGGAACGGGUUGAUUUAAUGGAUAUUAUAUUACCGUCCAGCCUGGAGAGAUCCCUGGCCAGUGAGGCGGAGGCUGUAAGGGAAGCUCGUGCCAAGAUCAUUUUGGCAGAGGGCGAGCUUAAGGCCUCGAAGGCCCUGAAGGAGGCAUCUGAUGUGAUGGCCCAGAACAAGAUCACUCUGCAGCUAAGGCAUCUUCAGAUCCUCUCCUCGAUCGCCACGGAGCGAAGGGUCAGGAUUAUUUACCCCAUACCCAUGGAGAUAAUGGAGCCUUUCAUGGAUAGUAAGGGGCCACAAACGGUAACGGUAAUGGCAAGUACAUCUGGUGGCGGCGGCGGUGCUGGUGGAAGUGGUGGUGCCGGUAGAAGUGGCGGUGGCGGUGGCAGCAAUAUUCUGUCCAAUUUCUUUAUUGGUGGAACAGACGAUACCCAGCCCAGUGGUACGGAUGCCACAGAGCCAAAGGGGCAAGAUGAACCUGGCUUUUCAGGAACUUUAGUGCCAGAACCUCAUUCCAAUGCAGCAACCAAUCUAAGGUCCUCGUUUGUCGCUGUAGAUAUGGAUCGUAUUCAGAAAAGUCCAUUGAAUUUAAUGCAAAAGGACGACGCUGCCAGGACGAGCACCCCAGGUGAGCAAUACAUAGAUAGGGAGAGUGACUCGGAGCAUCGACACCCCCUAACCAUUGCUAGCCAGAAUUUCAGGUCCAGUGGGGCGCCUGACGUUUAUGGACCUGGAAUCUUAUCGGGACUUCCUGCGAGUUCGUUGGUAAUCAGCCGGCGGCUGGCAGUAUCCUGGCAGCAGGACAAUGGGACGUGGCAAGGCCAAGCGUGAAAUGAGCAACAGUCACGUCAGCCGAUGGGCUACGAACUUGAUUGAGGGCAUUAUCCUUGCUAUUCACUCACCGGAGCGACAUUGACACUGCCACUGAAUGGCCUCCGAGCGGUUUUUUGUGACGCGAUAAAAAAUAGAUGAAUACGUGGUAUUUUUCACUCGCGCUGCCUGACGACGUCCCGGGUGGCAAUUUAUCACUUUUAAUAAAUUGGCAGUUUUCAAGUCGAUAC